Molecule: messenger RNA, 1053 nt
Organism: Trypanosoma cruzi
Lineage: Eukaryota; Euglenozoa; Kinetoplastea; Trypanosomatida; Trypanosomatidae
Exons: 1
Coding region: 1-1053 (350 amino acids)
Molecular function (GO): protein binding
Source: RefSeq, a predicted model, not a curated record
AUGGAAGUAUUGGGUCGUAGGGGGCGCGGCAUCAUGUCGCUUGCCGCAUCGUUCUCGGCACCCACCGCCUUUGCAUCUCUUGAAGACACUGGCGCCGUUACUUUAUGGGACACGCGGCUGAAGCGGAAGGACUACAUGUGCGUGGACGACGGUGCGAUAAAAGGCAAUGGGGAGGCUACAGAGUUGUUGCUCGCAUCGGACAGGCAUAUGGCCGUAGUUCUGGCGGAGAAUAUUGUCAUGGCUUAUGACCUUCGCCAGCAGACUUUGCUUCAUUCCUUCAAGCAUGUCUCUGAGGUUGUCGCUUUCCUUAGCGGCACCCACCCGCAUGGGGCCUCAACGACUCUCAUUGCCGAUGAGAAUGGUGCUAUUAUUCCCUUUGAUUUGUCUCAGUUUGCCCCAACGACAUGUGUCUCAGAGCGUUAUUUUGGAGUAGAGAAGACGUUAUCAAAGCCGUCAUUUGGUUCCUUGUCCAAUUACUGCUGUGGUCUUGGUUUAUUGCAGGUAAAACAAAGACAGGGAGUGUGUGCCCUUGGAAUGGAUGGCAGGGGAGCAUUUUACAUGGAUCCCAUUGACCCACCAGUUGAAUUUUGUCUGAUGGAUGACUUGGCGACCGCGAGGGGGCAAUUUGUGAAUCCACCUUUGCCCACAACCUGUCAUUUUUUAGGGGAGUACAUUGCCACGGGCAGGGCAAACGGCAUUUACUCCAUUGCUACCGUGGAUGCGGACGAUAACUCCGUUGUUGAGGUUUUUGCAGCACCUGGUCAUGCAUCCAACGGCUUGUCUGUGGUGUUGUGGACGCAUGACGGUCAUCUGAUGACAUGUUCCAUCUGUGGGGAAGUUUCCAUGUGGGAUGUGAUGCCGCUUCUGCUCCAGGAUCCACCCGUGGAUGAGACAGAAGAGGGAGAACUACCGUCUCUAGAGAAGGCUUGUAAUGUGCGCGAGACCACCAGUCAUCAUUCCGUGGUGAAUUGCGGGACGAUCCUCGGCUCUGGGGUGUUUCUUGCCGGCGACACGAUGGGGUUUGUGACGUCAUGUCCAAUUUUGCAGGCAUGA